Molecule: messenger RNA, 2099 nt
Organism: Cotesia glomerata
Lineage: Eukaryota; Metazoa; Arthropoda; Insecta; Hymenoptera; Braconidae
Exons: 7
Coding region: 922-1677 (251 amino acids)
Cellular component (GO): plasma membrane
Source: RefSeq, a predicted model, not a curated record
CCUCUGGUCGUUGCGGCUCGCAGUCUAGUCUCAACUUCUCUCGGUCAGUGAGCGUUGGAUCGUUGACCUGUACUAUUAGCUUCGGUGUGUUUAUAAGAACUAACGCUUUCUUAGUUUUACCACUUUUUUUGUUCAUUUAAAAAAAAAAAAUUUUUUUUCGGUUAAAGUGUUUCAAAAUAGAAACGGAUAAAUUAAAAGCUUUAUAAAAAAUGUACAUGGAGCUACUCAUGCCAGUUACUUUAACGAAGCAAAAAAACCGAUAGAGAUUUUUCUAAAUGUACGAUGGAAUGAAGCCCACAGUCACUAUACAGUCACGCGUUAGUAUUGUAGACCGUCUAAAUGUCAACACAUUGAUAGUACACCGUUUAAAUUUAUUUUAGUCCAACGAGACAAGAUCAAAGAAAAACUAGUUUUACUUUUAUAACUUAACGAGACAACGAUUCAACUGUCACACAUUUUUUAAACAAUAUUUUUAAAACUUUUAAAAUUAUAAAUAAGUAUUAAAAACAGUAAAAAUGUAAUUUUACUUGUACAUAUAUUUUUUAAAAAGUCCACAGACAUAAGACAUAAUUAUCAUAUCAAAGUAUUAAUAAUUAUAAAUUAUAACAAAAAAUAAAACUUUUUAAUUAUUAUUUUCAUUUAAAAUUAAAUAAUGUACUGGUAAUAACUUAACUCUAGGCGUGUAUGAUUAAUUACAUGUAGUAUUAUCAACAACACAAGUCAUCAUAAAUGAUUCGAAUAAAAGUGGAUAACCGCCAAGUUGAGUGUAUUGAAACAUCACAACUUCCGUGUAACAAUUUGUAAUAUAAUUCGGAUGUAGUGAGAGAAUAAAGCAGUAUUUUAUUUAAUUAAUUUGUCUUGACAAAAAAAAGUUGAAAAAAUACCACAAGGUAGUUUAUUGAUUUUGAUGCAAAAGGAAGAAUGGCAAGUCGCAUGAAAGCUUUGUACAACCAGGUGAUAUUCGAGAGGAGAGUUCUCUUAGGGUGCACUAUUCUCAUCGGAUUAGCAGCGUGUGUGUGGGCUGUCGCUAUUUGUACGGAUCACUGGUACUCGGUUGAGUCACCCAUUAGUCAGCCAAAGGGCUUACUCCUCAGGAAUGCUGACAAAAAUGGCAGAACAUUAGUUUACAGGAAUCAAGGACUUUGGAGAGACUGUAUUUCAGGUUACGAGCCAGUUCAACAGAACAAUACCGGGGAGUUAAAAUUUUAUCAAGAAUGUAAGCGUCAGGAAAUGUUUCCAACAGAAGAAAAUAUCAUGUCUGAUUUUGACUUUGAUGCUACCGUUCUCAGUUACGCAAGAACUCAAGUCUCAUUUGCUAUCAUCAGUAUGAUAAUUAUGCUCAUGGGAUUUUCAUUUUCAAUUUACACCUUCCGAAACCCUCGAUAUAUGUUCAAAAGAUUAGCUGGUGGAAUACAUUUUAUUAGUGGCGCCUGCGUGAUGGUUGUUAUUCAAGUGGUUCUCUCGUCAAUGGAGUACGGCAGCAAAAAUACAGUGAUGGGAUUUCCAAAAGGGUCAUCAGUGCACUAUGGUUUCUCUCUAGUCCUGGCGUGGUUCGUCUGCAUGGGUAAUCUUCUUGCCGGAUGUGCUUUUAUACUGUUUUCUAAGAAAAGAAAACGCGAUAAAGCGCCAACUGAAGAAAUUGCGAUGGCCGAUGAGCCAACUAUUAUCGGACGUUGAUCAGGAUAAGAAAAAACAAAUGUAAUAAAUAAUUAUUUUAAAAAAUAAGAAGAAAAUUACGUGCUCGAAAAUAUUCAUUUCCUAUUUUCUUAUAAUAUUGGCGACUUCUCAAUUGUACCUGUUGAAAUCUUUCAUAAAAAGACAAUGUAUAUAGUUAAAAAAAUCUAAUAAUAAUAAUAAGUUUUAUUUCUUCUUCAAUGAAGAUCAUUCAAUUAUUUAUAUGUAAGAGUGAGAAAAUGAAACAAUUGUGUAGUUAUAAUUAUUAAUUGAUUGAAUAUAAUUAAAACUUACAACAAUGUGAUAUAACAUUCAUAAUAAUUAAUAAUUAAUAACAUAUAUACAUUAAAAUUUCCGAUGUUACAAAGGAGUAUGAAAUAUCAAUGUGUAAUUGAAAUAUUAUGGAAAGUUUUGCGCAAUUUUUU